AUUUUAUAUCUAUUAUGUUUUAUUGUCUUACAGUUAAGCUAUUUUCGAAAACAAAUAAACAACCAAAAAAAUGUUAGUACUCUGCUUAUGUUUUACUGUAAGUUUUACUACAAACCAAACAUAGUUAUUGACGUCCAUGGUAAUCACAAAAUGAUCAUGGGUUUGAUAAGCCACUCACAUUCAGACAUGUACAACAGUGCUCCUGUUCACACCUUUACUCCUCAAAUAUUUUAUUAUCUAUCUCUUUCUCUGUAGUGUGACAGUCCACUCUUCAGAAAAGAGUGAUGGUUUGGGAGAUAAUACCUCAGAAGAUCCUGUAAGCCCUGAAGCAACCAGUUCUUCAAACAUUAUCAAAUAUCGUAUGUUCUUUCUGUGUAAAUUAAAUUUAGGAUGGAAUUCUGAAUAAUUACAAGAGUUUUCUUUACAAGCAGUGGGCUUUGGAAAAGUACUGGUGUUACGUCCACAGGGACGUGUAUUUAUUAUUUUUUUUAAAUUCCAUUAUUGUUCUUGAAUUUGUUUCAUUGCUGUUCACAGAUGUGGGUGUGGUUGAAUGCCCUUUGUGUUUUUGCUCGGUCUCUCCCUUUUCUCUCUCGCUCUGCUACUCCUCAGGGAAAAUCAUCACCACCUGUAGCUCCUUUGUGAGUGUGCCUGAAGACCAAGAGGAUAUCAGGGCAGUUUACACUCUGCCUGGGGACACACUUCUCCCCUGCUCCAGACUGAACCCUGUGCUAGCUUUUCGUGCAGAGACUAUAGUUGUGAUUAGCAGUGGCUAAUUUUUAUUUCUGCAUGGACUGUUAAUGGAUAUUGUUCCAGGCUGUGAUUGAGCAAAAGAAGAAGAACUCUUUUUCACUUUGUCAAACUAGUCAUCAUGAGAAUCCUUCCAGUUUCAGAACAUCUGCUGCUGUUAAUAAUGAUGUCGGUCCUGUCAUCAAGCUUGGCACAAACAACUGCAGUACCACAAACAAAUGUCAGGUUGGUGAAUGGUUUCAGCUUCUGUUCUGGAAGACUGGAGAUUCUCCAUAAUGGAAUUUGGGGAACUGUGUGUGACGAUCAGUGGGAUUCUCUGAAUGCUGCAGUGGUGUGCAGACAGCUGGACUGUGGGAACGUUGUAGAGUCACUACAUGUCUUUGGACAAGGUUCAGGGCAAAUAUGGUUGGAUGAGGUACAGUGCAUUGGGAUUGAAACUGCUCUUCAAAACUGUGCAUCAUCAGCAUGGGGAGUACACGACUGUGGUCAUCAUGAAGAUGUUGGACUAUUGUGUGAAGAAGUAUUCUAUCCAUUCGGCUUAGCAGCAGGAGACACAAACAACAGUGCUUCUCUUGAUGGAAGCUCCUCUGUUAUUCAGCUGUUGAGUCCAUUUCUGUUCUUUGGCCGCACUUACCAGCAGAUUUAUGUAAAUAAUAAUGGACACCUCACAUUCAACCAGCCUUCAGUGCAGAAUGUUCCAGACCACUUUCCUUCUUAUGGGAGCCAAGAUAUAAUUGCUGGUCUCUGGACAAACCUUGACAACCGUCAAAGAGGAGUAGUUUCAUAUCAUCAGUACACCAGUGGAAAUGUUCUCACACGCGCUACUCAGGAUAUAAACACACAUUUCCCAAAUCUGACUUUCACUGCUUCUUGGGUCUUUGUGGCAACAUGGGAUAAAGUGGUUUAUUUUAACACAAGUUCAGAAACUUUGUUUCAAGUGGUUUUAAUUUCAGGCAGUAAUUUUUCAUUUAUUCUGAUGAAUUAUGGUAAUGUUGCUGUAACUGGACAUCCGGUGCAGGCUGGUUAUGAUGCAGUCUACUCAGCUGACUACUUUGUGAUUCCUGGGUCAAACAAGGGGAACCUUAUUCCAAACCUCAGGAGCUCCAGUAAUGUCAAUUUUCCAGGUCGUUGGGCCUUCAGGGUGGACAGUGGACCAAAGUCAAAAAAAGAUACUGGAAACAUUCAGAUCAUUUUACAGCGAAUCAAACAGGAGCUGGUCAAGUACGGUCUGCCAAACAGUGUUGAGCUGAAAUUAAGAAAGUUGCAAAGGACGAAGCCGUAA
Messenger RNA from Cyprinus carpio (common carp), 2029 nucleotides. RefSeq names its product sushi, nidogen and EGF-like domain-containing protein 1. The coding region runs from base 869 to 2029 and encodes 386 amino acids. The record is from RefSeq and is a predicted model, not a curated record. NCBI's taxonomy places the organism in Eukaryota, Metazoa, Chordata, Actinopteri, Cypriniformes, Cyprinidae. The transcript is spliced from 10 exons.